Messenger RNA from Petromyzon marinus (sea lamprey), 3750 nucleotides. RefSeq names its product transcription factor MafB. Lineage: Eukaryota; Metazoa; Chordata; Hyperoartia; Petromyzontiformes; Petromyzontidae. Gene Ontology annotation, cellular component: nucleus. Gene Ontology annotation, molecular function: RNA polymerase II cis-regulatory region sequence-specific DNA binding; DNA-binding transcription factor activity, RNA polymerase II-specific. Gene Ontology annotation, biological process: regulation of transcription by RNA polymerase II. The record is from RefSeq and is a predicted model, not a curated record.
UUCACUCGCAAGCACUAUUGUUGUCGGCUACCCUUCACUCUCUCUCUCUCUCUCCCCCUCUGUGUGUGUGUGCACAACAAGACACAUCACCCCAGCAGCAGCAACAACAACAUAAUAACAAUAGAUGCUUUCGUGUUUUUUUUAAAUCAAGCACAAUCCUACGAGCUUCGCAUUAGCGACGAGAAAGCGUGCGAGGAAAGUUGGUGCAAGUCUCUCAAAGUAAACAUAGUGUUUGUUUUUAUUUUAAACAAUUUUUGUUACUUUUUUUCGAGUCACAUUUAAAGGAGGGACAUUUGUGGAAGCAUGUAAAAAAUUUCCAUCGAACAAGGGGCGAAAGAUUCCGCCGCUGCACCAGCGUUGGCCAUCGCCCGUAAACACCGCGUGCUGGCACCACCAUCCGUGACCGGUCACGUGACCCAAACCUUGACUCACGCGGGGCACGGCCACGAUGGAGGGCUGAGCGCAGCGGGGAGCGAUGGCAGCGGAGAUGACCCUGAGCUGUUCAAGUUCUCCGAGCGGCCCUCUCGCCAUGCAGUACGUGAACGACUUUGACCUCUUGAAAUUCGAAGUCAAGAAGGAGCCAAUGGCGAACGUCGCCGACCUAUCGGGACCAGACUCCCCGCCCCGGAAUGGAGGGGGCUGCGGCGGUGGUGCUGGCGGUGGUGCUGGCGGUGGUGGCGGCGGUGGUGGUGGAAGUGGCUGCAUUCGCCUUGGCUCAAUCUCCUCGACGCCUUGCAGCUCCGUGCCCUCGUCACCCAGUCUCAGCCCGUCGACGGGCCUCAGAUCGCAUCAGUUGGAGGAGCUCUAUUGGAUGGGACCUGGCUAUGGACAGCAGCAGCAGCAGCAGCAUCAACAACAUCAGCAACCACCACAGCAGCAGCAGCAGCAUCAGCAUCUCAACGCGGACCCUCUGAGCCUCACGCCGGAGGAUGCUGUCGAGGCGCUCAUCAACAGUGGUCACCACGGGACACCUCUACAGGGAUUCGAUUACAGGGGCCUGCCUCCGAACCAUCAGCAGCAGCAACAACAUCAGCAGCAGCAGCAGCAACAUCACAGCGACCAUCAGCAGGCCCCCUAUCUCCACGGCCCCGAACUGGCUGAAGGACAUCACCACCAGCAACAACAGCAUCACCACCACCAUCACCCGCAACAGCAGCCGCAGCCGCAGCAGCAACAACAGCAGCAGCACUUGCAAGGUGCCCUUCCUCUAACUGCCCACCACCACCACCAUCACAGCAACCACCACCACCACAGCAGCAGCAGCAGCAGCAACCACCACCACCACCACCUGCGUGUCGACGACCGUUUCUCGGACGACCAGCUGGUCUCCAUGUCCGUGCGAGAGCUGAACCGCCAGCUCAGAGGCUUCAGCAAGGAGGAGGUCCUCCGACUCAAGCAGAAGCGCCGGACCCUCAAGAACCGCGGCUACGCUCAGUCGUGCCGCCACAAGCGCGUGCAGCAGCGCCACCUGCUGGAGAACGAGAAGACCGACCUGCAGCGCCAGGUGGACGCGCUGCGCAUGGAGCUGGCUCGACUCGCCCGGGAGAGGGACGCGUACAAGGCGAGGUGCGAGCGCCUGUCAGCUGCGGUCACCUCCGCAGCAGCUCCGGCCGCCGCUGCUGCUCAGUAUCAAGGAGACGAGAGGACGGGGAAAGCUUCCGACGCUUCCUCCGCUGCUGCUGCUGCUGUACCAGCGCCCUCGCCUUCAGGAUACUACGCGUGAGAGACAGAGACAGAGAGAGAGAGAGACACAGGGAGAGACAAAGGGGGACGAGAGAGACUCACCCACACACCCCGGUAGGGUAGGGUAAGAUGUGACUGCCUGCCCACCUGCCUGCCCACCUGCCUGGCUGCUCACUUCACACCCGAUGCUUCCUGGGUGGCCACUGUGUGGUUACUUCACCUGUCCGCACACACCCACCUACCUGCUUGCUCGCCUGCCCCGUGCUACUAACUGCCUACCUGCAUGCUCACCUCUAUAUCCGCAUGUCUAUCCGUCUACCUGCCUGCUUACCUGUUGUUUUUAUCUUUAGCUACCUACCCUGCCGUAUUACAUCCGCACCUGUAUAGCCACCGGUUUAUUCGCCUAUUUCUCGACCUACCUACCUCUCCUGCUGUGCGGCUACCUGUCUGCCGACCUACCUGCCAGCUUAAAUUCUUCCCUAGCUGUAUUACUCCCUGCACGCUCGCCUACUUUGCCCAUCCACUUAACCGCUCUCCAUCCCUUCUCACUCGUCCACCCACAUGCCUGGCGUUCCUAACUCGCUCACCUGCUUGCUUGCCUACUUACCUGCUCACCCAUCCACACAUCUGCCUGUCCACAUAGCUACCACCCUACCUGUCUGUCUGCCUGCCUGCCUGUUUGUCGUGUCCACAACUGUGCUACCUACGCCCGAUGCCCGGGCAUUGUAUCCGUGAACCACGUGUGUCUUGGUCUUUUCAUAACAGAGCAGCGUGCGCGCACCAUCGUGUUAGAAAUUGCUGGGGUUUUUUUUUAAUACCUUUUUUUUAUGAACUUGUCACGUGCGUUUGUGUGUAUUUUAUUUUAUUGUUUAAUGCUUAAGAAAUGCAAUGUUUACCAAACUGCCAGAUUAGUUGGUGACGGAUAACAACAAAAAAAGUGUACAUACGAUUCUUCAACCAGCGCACCCUAUUCAUGUCUUCUUGCCAUAUUAAUAUAUAUAUAUUUUUUAAAUUAAUACCACGAUUAUCGGAGUGCAGCAGUAAUACGUACAGUACCGUUGUGCAUUGCUGAGCUCUGCCCGACCAGCUCGUUACACGUUCGGCACGUUCAUGAAUUCGUGAGCAGGGCGCGGGAUCGUGCUGCGUGUGAAUUGCAGUCGCGUGUCUACACGAAAUGUUGAAACUUUUUUUUUUAGCUUUUAGCACCGUACGUAGCCAACCGCGCACCACCAACUAACAUUGUGGCCAAAUUAUUUUAGGCAACAGUAGCAGCACAAUAAGAUGGCCAUAUAAUAUAUAUAUACAUAUUACUCGUUUCACUCCCGUUAGAGAUCAUCAGGACUGUACAGCUCAGCCAUCAGUGUCUACUGUAAUCAUUAUGAUCAUCAGAGUCACCACGAUCAUUAAUCCAACGUUUGUCAAUCGCUACCACCACUAAUUCAUGAUUAUCACCAUCAGCUCAGGCUCUCCACUGCUGGAUGAAAGUCCUCCCCAAGGCUGCGUGGCAAUAUAAUAAUAAUAACCACUGUCUGGUACACAACUUAAGUUUCAUCAUCAGCAGCAGUGGCCAGCCAUGAUCAAUCCACUGCUGGAUGAAGGUAUGUCCAUAGCCGUCCCCAUCCCUCGCGAUCUUGCCAAGGGAGAGUUUAGCGUGUGGCGGUGCCGGCAGUGGUGGUAGUUGCGAGUGUCAUAACGGUGCAACUGGAAUCGCGUGUGUGGGCUUGCAGACAAACGUCUCUGUCUGGCGGGUUAAUUAUCGUAUCACACACAGAGAGAGAGAGACUGUGUGGUGAGAGAGAGAAUUGGUGCAUCAGCCUACAGAGUGUGCGCGGUGACUUGGUGCAUAAACAACUCUCUUGCUAAACAGCACGAGCGGGAAAGAAACGCAUGACAGGCGGCGGUUUACAAAGCACAUGUCCUCGAGUAAAUUACACGAUCUCGCAGGAGUAGCACGCGUAUUAUACAAGCACGUUGGCGAGAUGUUAACUACCUCGCCUGGUAUGCAGGAGGUCUUGGGUUCGAUCCCGACCCUGACGAUGCCUGCUGUGUAUUUGGAGUUUGCGGUGU